Ostrinia nubilalis (European corn borer) is the source of this 7727-nucleotide messenger RNA. RefSeq lists its product as uncharacterized. The coding region runs from base 312 to 6734 and encodes 2140 amino acids. Gene Ontology annotation, biological process: COPII vesicle coat assembly; Golgi organization; autophagy. The transcript has 30 exons. The record is from RefSeq and is a predicted model, not a curated record. Gene Ontology annotation, cellular component: endoplasmic reticulum exit site; ER to Golgi transport vesicle membrane. NCBI's taxonomy places the organism in Eukaryota, Metazoa, Arthropoda, Insecta, Lepidoptera, Crambidae.
AGCUUAAAUUGUUUCAGCAUGGCGACACUGCCAACAGGGCACCUUCGAUCGAUGGGUUGCUGUCAACAAUUUCUUUCUAAAAUAUUUAUGAAAUAAAACCAAUAUCGACCGUGGAUAACUCAGCUAAUAUCAUAAGUGUAACUGGUUUCGUAUCCAAGAAUUAAUCCGGUGGUCAGCUCUGUGCUAAAAUUUUGCAAGCAGUGAGAGUGAAAGUGUUCGAUGUGUCUCUCGAUUCCAUGAUAGUGACGAGGCUAUUCGCAGCAUAUGUGAGCGGUUUCCUCGCGAAUGUUACGUAAGCGGUGGUAGCCGUCAUGUCGUGGAUGAAGCGGCCGCAGGGCGGCGCGGCGCCGCCCGGGCCCGACCCCCAGCCCUUCGCUGCGCCCCAGACAUUCAGUAAUCCGCAAAAUAUGUAUGGGAACUAUCAAGGUGGCACUCCUGGAAAUGCCCAGCCACAGCAGCAAUUCUGGCAGAUGCCGGCUCAACAGCAGCCGGUGUCUCAGCCGCAGCAGUACAACCAGCAGUACGGGCAGGUGUACCAGCAACAGGAGUAUGCCGCAAAUGCCAACCAGUACUACCCACCACCUGGACCGUACCCCCAGGGCUAUAACCAAUCCUAUGCCGGACAACAAGGAUACCAACAAAAUUACUACCAAAAUCAAGGAGUGCAACCGAACUAUCCUCAAAACAAAAACACAGAUGGCUGGGAAGACAACUGGGACUGGGGGUGGGAUGACUCGUCAAAGCAAGGCCAGAAAGCUCCAGGACCCAAUGCUGCUCCGUUGACGGCUCCUCAGCCGGCACCGCCGCAGACGCAGGUUUUUAAUAAUGCUAAUGUGAUUGAAGAAAGUUUUGCAACCACUGAUAGUUGGAACUGGAACACUGAGGAUAAAAAAGAUUCAAAUGACUCGCAACAUGCUCCUGUCCUUCCGCCUGAGAACAGCCAAACGGCCUCACUACCUGUACAAAAUACUCCCAUUGACAAUAAUACUGAAAAUGAAGCAAAUGUACAUAGUCAAAGAAGUCCUAGUAGUAAUUCAAUACACCAAUCUACAGAAGAAAUUAAAACUCUCAAUGACAGAGACAUAGUUAAGGAACGUUUACCUAAUUUGGCUCUAGGUAAGCGAUUCCAUUUAGACAAUUUAACUCCUCAGUGGUCAAUAGAAUCACAAAUGUCACAGGAAUCUAGUGACGGGCCUCACACUCAUUCUGAGGGCACCUACAGAAGUGAAAACCAAUCUAGAAAUUCUAGUAAAAGUAGUCCAGGUCUGAAUACCGAAAGUUCAAACUUUAAUUAUUCUCAAUCUGGUAUUGAGGAACUGUAUCCGCAAAAUAGUGAGUGGUCAAAACAUUCAACGGAAGAACCCACUUUAGUCGACCAAGCACCAAGCGGCAACAGCAGGCGAGAGAGUCACGACGAACUCUCCAAUUCAUUACAAGAAAUGAGCAUAAGUAAUAGUGAGAAUCCUGCACCUGAUACAUCAUCUACGAACAAGGAGGUGGAGUCAAGGAGCUCACAAGAUAAUGUAGGAGUGACUUUGCCUCCUCCGCCUUCCAUGUCCCCAGCAAAUUUUCCUCCUCCUGCACCAUUAAGCCACCCUCCGCUGGCGGCGUCCUCGGCGCACGCGGUCGGCGCUGCUGCCCCUCCUUCAUCUUCAUCCUCCUCAUCAUUGCCUCCACCUUCGAGUUUUCCGCCUGUGUCAUCUCAAAACCCCUAUAAACACGCAGGACCAUUCUCACACAAGAAUUUAUCAAAAGUUCCAUCAGGUACUCCAUCUCCAAUGCAGCCGUUCCCUCCUCAGCCGAAUUUAACAUCCCCGGCGGUAGUUAGUAAAGCCUCCCAGCACAACAGAGUGCCCGUAGGAUAUGGCGCUAAUUUAGAGACUACCCCUGAUAAUUCGGAGAGGCCCGACCAGCCGCAGGUUGCACCCUUUAGACCGAUGCCUGUGGCGCCGCAGGUCCCCGACAACUUGGAAGUGGCACCUCGGAAUGAUAGAAACGAAUAUUUGCAAACUGCACACCUGUCGAGCGGAGACUACGGCGAAAAUACCGACUUCAGUCGCAACGCUCCACCACCAGGCUUAAGAAGAAUGGUAGUCGGCCAGCAGGAAUCCGAAUAUAGCCAAAAUAUAAGCCUAACAUCUGAUGAACCCCCACCGGGUUUCGCGAGAAUGGUUCCCGGACAGCAGACCGAGUCUGAGAGUUCAUACAACCAACCUAACGAUAAUUAUAUGGAUCGCCAUAUUGACGGCGGACCGAUCGAUGGUCCCGCACGGCCCUACAGGCAGGCCGAGGGUCAGCAAUCAGACGUUUACACUCAACCUCCUUCCAAUAGGAACAACGACAGGAGACCGAUCGGGUUGGACAGAAUGGUGCCCGGGGAGCCCAGCAACGACGACUACUCCCAAUACCAAGGCGCGCCGUACGCGGGAUCCAAUGAGCAGAGGGUCGUGACGGGACUCGACCACGAGUACUCUGUGCCCGCGGAGCCCGGCCCCUCGGACGUCAGGGAGCAGAAUAUGGAUGGGUCGGACUACACAGAGCAAACCGUAAGAAACCCGCCCAGAAGCGUGAUCGGCGCGCGGGAGUCGAGCAACGACGUGUCGCCCGAUUACGGGAGCAGACCGGAAGAACAGCAGAGGGAAGUCGUGAUGGAGGGUGAGAAUUUACAGGACUUGAGCGUCAUAUCGUCCACGGAGCUGUCGUUCUCGCGGGAGCCGACCUUCGACGGCUCGGACGUGCCGGCGCUCGACGCGAGCUCCGACAGGAAGGCCGACGCGCCCGAGAGCUCGGAGCAUUCCAGGAGCGGCUCGAGGCGGCAGUCGCUGAACCACGCGAACACCUCGGGGGACGACUCCGAGAGGGACAGGCUGCUGAAGUCGUCGCCGCGGAGGGACAAGCACAAGCCCUCGCGGGACAGGGACAGGGACAAGGAGGGGAGGUACUCCAGAGGGGACAGGAAGUACGACAGGGAGUCCGAGAGAAGGUCGGGGCGAGACGAGCGGAGGUCGGAGCGGCGCGACGCCAGCCCGGACGCGCGCCGCACGCGCCGCAGCACGCGCGAGCGCGACGCCAGCCCCGACGCGCGCCGCGCGCGCCGCAGCACCAGGAGCCACCGGUACGAGACCGACACGGACUACUACAGCGACAGGGAAAGAUACCAAAGACGGCAACGCGAAGGCUCGUACACCUCGAAGCCCCCGCGACACGACGGCGAGCGGCGCUACCGCGACGAGCGCGAGCGCGAGCGCCGCUACACGAGCGACCGCCACCGCGACCGCCACGAGCGCGACCGCGACCGCUACGAGACGCACUACCGGGACAUCGACCCCUCCAGGAAGUAUGGCAACUUGCGCAAGGAGAGGGAGGACGACAGAAAGAGAGUUGUGACAUUCUCGAGCGAUGCGAAAUCUAGUGAUAGUAGUAGGAAAGAAGGCGAGGCGUACUCCCCGUCGCGCGCCGAGUCGCGCGAGCCCACGGCCACGGACGACGAGCGCGACCCGCGCCGCCGCGACCGCGACCGCGACCGCGACCGCCGCUCGCGGCACAAGCGCCCCGACCCCUACUACGAUGUGUACGGCAGCGGCGGCGCCGGCGGCUACCCCGGCGACCCGUACCUACUGCAGCGCCAGCAGUACGAGUACUACGAGCGGCUGCGCGCCACCGACCCCGCCGCCUACAUGCAGCUGUACAAGCUCAUGGCGGGCCAGCAGCCGCCCGACUACAUGCACGCGUACGAAGGUGAGCCGCCGCCGACCCCGCCGCCUACAUGCAGCUGUACAAGCUCAUGGCGGGCCAGCAGCCGCCCGACUACAUGCACGCGUACGAAGGUGAGCCGCCGCCGACCCCGCCGCCUACAUGCAGCUGUACAAGCUCAUGGCGGGCCAGCAGCCGCCCGACUACAUGCACGCGUACGAAGGCAGCUGGACAAGCUCAUGGCGGGCCAGCAGCCGCCCGACUACAUGCACGCGUACGAAGCCGCCGCCGACCCCGCCGCCUACAUGCAGCUGUACAAGCUCAUGGCGGGCCAGCAGCCGCCCGACUACAUGCACGCGUACGAAGCCGCCGCCGACCCCGCCGCCUACAGGCAGCUGGACAAGCUCAUGGCGGGCCAGCAGCCGCCCGACUACAUGCACGCGUACGAAGGCUACGGCGGCGCGGGCUACGACAGCGCGGGCGCGGCGCGCGAGGAGCGGGCCAGCGUGCACUCGGGCCGCUCCAGCACCGCCGGCCUCAAGGGCAACGACACGUACUUCGCGCGCGACGCGCCCGCCUCGCUGCUCGACGCGCCGUCGCUGCGCACCGACGUCUCCGACAGGGACUUGAACACAGACGCGUCGCUGAAUCUGCAACUGGAAGAGUCUACCGUGCGGUCGGAGCGCAUGACGCCAUUCCGCUACUCCACCGCGCACAUCAAGGGCAGCAUCUCAUCGCGGCACCUGGUGGUGGUGUCGGCGGCGUACCCGGUGGACGGACGGCCGGCGCGCGUGACGCUGGCGUCGCUGGCCGCGGCGCUGGCGCACACGCCCUGCGCCGCCGCGCUCGCCGCCUACCCCGGCCCGCUCGUCAAAGGUGUAACGCACAAGAAAAGCGUGAUUGAGUACUGCGAGGCGCGCGUGCGCAGCGCGGCGGGCGCAGGGGGCAACGACCCCGUGGGCUACGCGCUCGUGUGGGACCUGUUAGCGCUGCUGCUGCGCCAGAACGGGGUGGUCGUUGGCACUGAUAUCGCCGAGCUGCUGAUGAAGAAUACGCGCGAAUAUGAAUACCAAAAGCAGUCCGACAAGUCGGCGAGACUUGGUGCCGAAUCGGCCUCGCCGCGGGCAGCCACGGACGAAGUCGCGGCGCUCGACAAGCUUCGGGAAUACCUCACGUACGGAAACAAGCAAGAAGCACUUGAGUUCGCGAUGAACAACCACCUGUGGGGGCACGCGCUGCUGUUAGCGUGGUACGGCUCGCGGCGCACGCGCGCGCACGUGGCGCAGCGCUUCGUGGGCGCGCUGCCGCACGCCGACCCGCUGCACACGCUCUACGCCGGCCUGGCCGCGCGUCUGCCGCCCGUCGCCACGUGCGUGUCAGACGAGAACUGGGGCGACUGGCGGCCCCACGCCGCCAUCAUCCUGUCCAACACGUCGGCCAAGCCCGAGCAGGAUCGCCGCACUCUCAUCCAGCUCGGCGACACGCUGGCAUCGCGCGGUCUGAUCUACUCGGCGCAGUUCUGCUACAUCUCGGGCGGCGUGCAGUGGGCGCCGCACCCGCUGGCCCCCCUGCCGCCCGCGCCCGCCCCCUCCCCCGCCGGCCCCACCCCGCGUCUCACGCUCCUGCUGGCUGACCCGCGCGCGCAGACGUUCAGUCAGCAUGCGACUAAUGAGGCCAUCUUUGCGACGGAGAUCUAUGAAUAUGCGCUGUCUCUCAACCAGGACUACGUUAUUAAGGAACUACAGGUGUACAAACUAUUGCUGAGCACGCGCCUGGUGGACGCGGGUCUAUACGAGCGCGCGCUAGCGUACACGGAGCAGGCCGCGCGCGCCGUCACGCGCUCGCCGCGCGAUUACUCGCCGGCGCUCUGCCGCAGCCUCGCCUCGCUUGCUGACAGGCUACGGUACCACGACCCGGUGCUACAAGAGGACCCGCCGCUGGUGGAGGAGGGCGGCGACAGCGAGCCCUCGCCGCGCCACCAGCAGUGGCUGCACGACGUCACCAGCGUCGCCGACGCGCUCACGGCGGAGGCGUCGGCGCACAACACGCCGCAGCACAGCGCGCCGGACGGCUACUAUGCGCAGCAGCAGCCGUACGCGUGGCAGGAACAGGCGCAGCAACAGCAGCAGCCAUUCCAGCAGCCCGCGGCGAGCUUCCCGGAACCAACCGAGGAGACCGCGGACUACCCGAAGUACUACGGCCAGGCGGACUACAGCCAGGCGGACUACAGUCAGGCGCCCGCGCCGCCCGAGCCCGCGCCCUACCAGUACGGCUACGAGGACAACGGCUACUGGCAGCCCGAGCCCCAGCCCUAUACUUAUGCCGAGCAGCCGGGCGGCGAGGCGGGCGGGGCGGCGGGGGAGGGCGAGGCGGGGGGCGGGGGCGCGCCGGAGCCGCGGCCCAUGAUCACCAUGCCGGGCGCUGCCGGCGCCGGUGCCGGCCUCUACGCCUACGACGACGACCGCCCGCCCAGCCAGGAGCAGACUGACCGCGAGACGGACACGCCGAAGCCGAGCAAGAGCUCGGACAAGCAGAAGGAGUCGGGCGACAAGCGCUCGGGCUGGCUGGGCGGCAUCCUCACGCGCCUGUCGCUGCGCGCGCCCAACCAGAUGAUCCUGCCCGACGACAAGAACCCCACGAUCGUGUGGGACGCGGAGCACAAGCGCUGGCGCAACCUGGACGCCGACGACGACGCCGCCGCCGCGCCGCCGCCGCCGCCGCCGCGCGCCGCCGACCUCGCGCCCGCGCUGGCCGCGACGCAGCCGGCCGGCGCGCCGCCCGGGGGCCCGCCCGCCGCGCCUACCUCCAACAUCUUCAAGAUGCAGAAGGGCAGGCACAUAAAGAAGUCGUACGUGGACGUGUUUAACCCAUCGGGCGCAGCUACUCGGCCGCUGCCGCCCGCCGCCGCCGUGCUGGGGCCCGCCGCACCUGCUGCGCCCGCGCCCGCGUCAUACUUCGUGCCGCAGCCCACGCACCAGAGCGGCAUCUACGACCCGAACCAGACGGCGACUGAGGAUGACAAAUUCACCUCCGGCAUAUAGCCGGCCCCACGCCCCACUCAACAAAAUGACCUCCCCGGCUCUACCCAUCUCGCUCACUCACAACCACAUCCCCGAGCGAGUGAGGGAGGCGGACAGAGCCGACGCCGACGUCCUUCUGUGGACCGGACCAGUUGAUCUCGCGACACGACUCACGACUCAUUCCGCGAAGACGCUCCACAUUUGUACUUUCAUACACCUCAUCGCAGGUCACAUAGUGACACUUACAAUAUUGUAUUAGUAGUCCACGGGAGCGCCUUAAGGCCACACACGAGCAGCUUAGCAACUAAGUGACGUUAGUUGUGAUGUAGUGACGACCGCGGGGCGCAGGCUGCUGCGCUCCCCCGCCAUUUUAUUCCCUAAUCAGUUUUUUCUUGACUAAAUUAUAAUGAGACGCGUAUUCCCUAUUCUUCACCAAUUUUGCAAUAAUCGGCUGUUUGAUAAUUUAGUGUGAAAUUUUAAUUUAUCGGAAUUUUAUUUAUUUUAUUGUAAUCCUGUGGUAAUGGUUUAAUCAUUUGAUGUAUUUUCUGACUUCUGUAUUAUGUAUUUUUUAAAUUCUAUUGAUAAUUAUAAUUAUUAUAUUCUUUUAUUGCAAAAUUUAUAUGUAAUCUAGUGUUUAUUCUAUUUUAGCGUAACGUGAUGAGCAUAUUUACACCGUUAUGAUAGAAUCUUUUCAGUUUGUUUCUCUUAGUGUUAUUUGGGUGCAAUUCUUUAUUUUUCUAUACUGUAGACAAUAAUAUCAUCAGAUUUAUCUACUUAUCUCGAAGAGUUUUAUUAUCUUUGCUUUUCAUUUCCAUGUUAUUAGGUAAGGUGUACAGAUAGAUAGAAGUGUAAAGGCGGUAGUGGUGGAUAGUCAGGUUGUAUAAACUAUGCCUUAGAGGGGCGAGCGUGUCUGUAUAUGUUGCCGCGGGGGCUCGCUCGCGAUGUAUUCGAAAUGUAUUAUAUUGAUUCAAACUUACGGAAAAUAUUUAAAUAAACUGUUUACGUUAAUGCUUA